GGAUCACCCGGUGCCCCAACGACGAACCAUGCUUGUGAAGGAGGUCUGUAACCGGCGAUGUAUCCUAACAUCGGCCGGACUGCUGCUGCUCGCCAGUGGCAGCUUCUUCAUCCUGUUCUUUCCGAUCAUCUUCGAGGACAUACUGCACGAGGAGUUAAAAUUGCGGCCAAGUUCGCGGGGGUACGAUGCCUGGGUGUCGCCACCGUUCCCGCUGGCGAUGGAUGUGUAUUUCUUCAACUGGACCAACCCGGAAGACAUCACGAACCAUUCGACGAAACCGAUCCUCGAGGAGCUCGGUCCGUAUCGGUUCAUCGAGCGGCCGACAAAGGUGGACAUCGCGUGGCAUGACGCCAACCACACCGUGAGCUACCGGAAGAAGAGUGUCUAUCACUUCGACGAGGAGGGGAGCAAUGGCAGUCUGGACGAUGUGAUCAGCAGCAUCAAUAUAGUGGCCGUGUCUGCGGCGAAGAAAUCAAAGUACUGGAACUAUCUGCGACAGAAGGGCGUUUCGAUGGGCUUCAAGCUGUACGAUCAGCAGAUCAAUGUGGUGAAAACGGCCGGCGAGCUUCUGUUCGAUGGCUACGAAGACAACAUGGUGCUGAUGGGCAAACACUUGUUCAACGACGAAGACAUUCCGUUCGAUCGUGUCGGAUGGUUCUAUACGCGUAAUAAUUCGGCUGAUCUGAUCGGUCAUUACAACGCGCACACGGGCGUCGACGAUAUCAACAAGCUUGGCACGAUGGGCGAAUGGAACUAUCAGCCACGGACGGACUUCUUCGAGGGAGGCUGCGGUAUGCUGAACGGCUCGGCGGGUGAAUUCUAUCCCCCAGGGCUCUCGAAGGACCGGCCGGUAGAGCUCUUUACGCCCGAUAUGUGCCGCAGUUUACCGCUCGAAUUUGAGCAAGAAGUUACGGUGCAUGGCGUAAAGGCGUACAAGUACGCUGGUGAUCGGCGAGCGAUCGACAACGGCACACUCUUUCCCGAGACGGCUUGCUUCAGUGCGGGCGAAGUAGUCCCCUCCGGGGUGUUAAAUAUUUCCUCCUGCCGCUACGGGACACCCGUUUUUGUGUCCUUCCCGCACUACUACGGGGCCGAUCCGUUCUAUCUGAAUCAAGUCGAGGGCCUGCAACCGUCGAAGGAGAAGCACCAGUUCUACAUGUCACUCGAACCGACCACCUCCGUCCCGCUUGAUGUUGCCGCACGCCUUCAGCUGAACAUUAUGAUUGAGCCAUACGAGAACGUUAAUAUCUUCGCCGACGUCAAGCGUGUAUUCUUGCCCGUUCUGUGGUUCGAGCAGCACGUCUUGAUGCCACCGGACCUCGUCGGUGAAAUCGCCUUCGCCCUUACCGUACCAUCCAUCGUUCGGUUCGCUGGAAUCGUAAUGGUUGUCUGUGGCGCCGCAAUGCUGCUCUGGAUGCCACUGGAACGUAUGCUGUGCCGGAGGGGACGCGUUGCGUCCGCUAACCGACAUCAGGCCGCAACCCAUAACGGAAUACAUUCCUUCACCAACGGGGCCGAUAAGUGUUUGCUCCAUUCGUCGGAGAAAAACGGUAAACCGACGACGAUCGUCCUGGUCGAUAGGCUGCUGGUGGAAAAAGCGGAAAAACAACCGCUUCCGGACUGUGUCACGCUGCCCGGGAAUCACCCAGCGAUCGAACCGGAAAGCUUUCCACUGAUCGACACAAAGGGUACAACGAUCGUAAAGUCAUGAGGAAGAAGUUGGGUAACAACGGGGACAGUCGUGCAUUUUGACGCACCGAUAUCGGUGGUUUUGUACCAGGGUUCCUAGAGCACGUUCCGCGUGAGCACGACCCAAGAGCGAUAGUAUGACUGAAUCGAUCGGAUGAUUGAUAGGAUUUAGUGAAAGACACUACCGUAAACAUUACCACAUUAGAACGACAGCAAGUGUGUCCCGGGGAAGGGAGAAUCCUCAUUACAGUAGCAGCUUACCACUUGGCCGCA
This is a messenger RNA of Anopheles cruzii, 1962 nucleotides long. RefSeq names its product protein peste-like. The transcript is spliced from 6 exons. Bases 29 to 1711 code for a protein of 560 amino acids. Gene Ontology annotation, cellular component: membrane; cytoplasm. Gene Ontology annotation, molecular function: scavenger receptor activity. Lineage: Eukaryota; Metazoa; Arthropoda; Insecta; Diptera; Culicidae. The record is from RefSeq and is a predicted model, not a curated record.